CGAAAGAUCCAAACCGGAAACUGUCAUGUUAUUGACGCUCGCGGAACACGCGCGAAGGAGAAUCAGUUAACGCGAAUGCGAAGGAAGCGUUAAAGUAGCUCAACUUAGAUGAAUUAAGACAGUCGUUUUUGCUCUGUGUUAAGUGGUUGUUUUGUAGUAAGAGUUCACACUGGAGCAAUUGAGCAACCAACGGUGGUCACAUCAGCAACAAAACUAAGUGACUUAACUAACAUUUGGUUAGUGUGUAGGCGCAUAUUGUGUAGCUAUGCGUGCUAGUUGAGGAUAGCUAACUUCCCUAACGGUUGUUACAGAACGUCGACCUUUUAGGUCUACAUUGUACUUAAAAAUAAACCAUUCAUUCGUUGUUUUUUCCCUCGAGACUUUACCAGAAAAGUGGGGACAUUUGUCACAUUGUCGCUAGCUUCCGUCGGGAAUGUCGCCUCCUCUGUUUGUGUCGUGUUACGGUGGCAGGAGUCAUGGAGGGUCGACGCACAUCUCGGACAGCGAGUCAGAGGAUGAGGUGACGAGCCUCCUAUUCCACUCACGUGUCCCUUUUAUUCACCAUUUAAACCAACCUACCUUUCUGAGGACCAAGCUCCCCCUCAAUCAGUUCUAUCCGUAUAUCCGCUGCGGCCUUUGCUGCGGCUUCCUCAUCGAUGCUGCCACCAUCACGGAGUGCCUGCACACAUUUUGCAAAAGCUGCAUCGUGAAGCACUUUUUCCACAGCAACCGGUGUCCUACGUGCAGCAUCGUUGUCCACCAGACGCAACCGCUGUACAACAUCAGACCCGACAGACAGCUGCAGGAUAUUGUUUACAAAAUGGUUCCCUUCCUUGAGGCAUCUGAAAGGGCGCAAAUGUGUAACUUCUACAAAGAGAGAGGGCUGGAGGUGCCAAAAACGGUGGUUGUCUCCCCUCCGGGUGCCGUGGUGAUAAAGAGGCAGAAGAAAGAAAACCUUCACCAGUCUGUGUUCACCAUUCCUCCUGAGCUGGACGUGUCUCUGCUCCUGGAGUUUGUCGGGGCUGAAGAGGGCAUCAAUGACUUUAAGCCGUUAGAGAGGCGUUACGUUCGUGUGUCUGGCGAGGCCACCGUGCGCCACGUGGAGCUGUUCAUCAGGAGGAAGAUGGAGCUGAGCGCCACCUACCAGGUUGAUGUAGUUUGUGGAGACCGACUCCUGGACCACUACCAGUCCCUCAAAGACGUGCAGAACUCUGUGGGCGAAGAGGCGCUGCAGGACGGUCUGCUGGUGCUGCACUUCGGCCUGGUCCUUCCCUCAAAGUCCUAAAAACAAGAGGAGUUUCCUUUCUCUUCAUCAGACUGUUGACCCAACAUGGAGUAAGGUUUCUAACAUCGUAGGUACUCCACGCGGCCCCAGAUGCCUCGUCAGGAUCGUCACCAGCGAGACAUUUUUCAACCUCGACUCCUGCUUGUGCCGUGGCAGCAAAUGUUCCACUCGAGACUCGUCGCCUCGUGUUCAGGUCGAGCCGUGUCUGCAGUAGGCUUCCACGCACUGCUGCCACAGCUGAAAGGGUGUUGUCUUUCCUACUGGUCUGUAACUCAGAGUCAGGAAGUCUGUGAAAGUGACAUGUUUACCUUUUUUAUGUAUGAUCUGGGCUGAGUGGGAUUUCAGAUGAAUAGUUGUGAUUCUAAAGGGCUUAAAAAUACAACUACCAAAGGUGUGUGUCUGCGGGUCAGCGUGUGGUGGGUAGGUGGGUGUUUUAAUUAAAACUUGAUUGUUGUUGAUUUAAUUUAAGUGCUUUUGUACAGGCUGUUUUUCACCGGAUGACAGAAGUAGUGUGUAUUUUUUGAUAAGAUUUCUUAAAUGUCUCACCACCUUAAUUUUGUCAGAAUUAAUUAAUAAAACAUAAACAUGA
Molecule: messenger RNA, 1874 nt
Organism: Pungitius pungitius (ninespine stickleback)
Lineage: Eukaryota; Metazoa; Chordata; Actinopteri; Perciformes; Gasterosteidae
Gene: pcgf6
Product: polycomb group ring finger 6
Exons: 10
Coding region: 434-1285 (283 amino acids)
Biological process (GO): regulation of transcription by RNA polymerase II
Cellular component (GO): PRC1 complex
Source: RefSeq, a predicted model, not a curated record